AUGGAAAAGAAAGUAAUUGAUCAAAUAAUUCAAGUAACUAAUGACGUUUACGGGAAGUAUGAUUCAUCAAAAUGGGUACCAAAAUCUUAUACCGAUAAUAAAAGUCGAUAUUUAUGGACAGAUGCAUUUGGUGUCUGUAAUUAUUUAACAUUAUAUCAUGAAACUAAUGAUCAACAGUAUCUUCAACAAGCAGAUUUACUCAUAAAAAACGUUCAUGAUACACUUGGCUAUGAAAGAACAAGACAAAAGCGUCUUGAUUCAGCCACAGAAGAACAUCCAACAAAAGGUGGUCUAAGAAUUGGUAAAAUUGAUGAAGAAGGUACACAUGAUGGCGAUGGUCAAUAUUUUCAUUAUCUGACUAAAUGGGCAUUUGCUUUGAGUCGUAUGUCAAUAGCAAAAAAAGAUCCUCAAUAUAAUGAUUGGGCUAUCGAGUUAAUUAAAGUGAUACAUCCUCGAUUUGUUUAUGAUAUCGACACCGAACAUCCUCAUAUGUAUUGGAAAAUGAGAAUUGAUCUGAAAAAACCUGAUGUGUUGUCAGAAGGCAAUCUUGAUCCAUAUGAUGGCUUUAUCACGUAUCGUUUAGUUCAAGAAGUAGCAUCUGCUGAUAAAAAAUAUUUAUUAGACCAAGAAAUCAAAGAUAUGAGAAAAAUGGUGGAAAAAAAAUAUGGUCGAUAUCGCAGUAACGAUCCACUCGAUUUGGGUGAAGCACUCUGGAUUACGCACUGGUAUCCGGAAGAAGAAUGGGCAAAAGCAAUUACAGCAGAAUCAUUGAAAUCAUUAGAACGUUUAUAUCAACAAGGUUAUUUUGAUGAAAAAAAAGCAGGUUAUAGAUUAGCAUUCAGAGAAUUUGGGACAACAAUUGGCGUUCAAGUCUGCCAUCCUCCGGCUCCUAGCGUAUGGAAAGAACGUGUACAGCAGCUUCAUAGUUUCUGGUUCUCUCAUCUAUACAAGAGGGACCAAGACAUUACACCGAUCAUGUUUUGUACCAGUCUGAAUCCAGGUUGGAUUGGCUUUGGCGUUCCAGAUUGGCAAGCUUUUUAUCGGUACAGUGGAGGUACUCAAGAAUAUUAUGGAUUAUGGGCAUAUUGUCAGAAUCAAAAACCAUUGUUUAACAGUGUAUGUCAAAGAUGGCACUCUGCUGAACAAACAUUAUUUAAUGGAAGUCGACCUCAAUUUGUUCGAUCAGCUGAAGGUUUAAUAACAACAGGAAUGAUACUAUUAACAUUUGGAUUAGUUGCUGCAAUUGUCGCUGCAUUAUUGCCAUUAUUAGCUUAUGUUGCGGCUGUAUUAGCUCUGUUAGCUUUUAUAUUUCUCGUUAUUGGACUUCCAAUAUUCGCAAGAUCAGCAAAUAAUUUAUCUAGAAAUCGAGGUGAUUACGAAUGGAAUCACCGCUAUGGUUUAUGGCUAAUUGUGCCAACGAUCGUACUAGAAUUUUUAGCUAUGGUCUUAUGGGCAUUAGCUGCUCUUCUGUAUCAAAUGUUUGGCUACGGAACCAUCGUGACAGGAUCGUUGAACAAGUCGAGAAUGAUACAAGGACAAGGCGGUAGUGGAUCCGGACAACCAAUGUUUGGAGGUGGUGGGCUGUACUCGAUGAGGGCUCCAUAUAAUGCUUUGGGAGGUCUCCCAAUGCGACCUCCGCCCGCCUUAUUAUCACAAUAUAUGGCACAACGACCCCCACAAUACUAUCGUCCUAUGGGCGUAGAGUCGCUUAGUCAGAAUGUACCAUACGUUGCUUUACCAGUAGUGGUGGGUGCCCAGUCCUCCGUGCUGCCACAACCAUCCAUCGUUCGCGCCGCUUUCGGACCACUUAUGCAAACAACUACUCCCGCUUAUAUUAGACCUAUUGUAAAUUUAACAGGUCAAACUAUUGUAUCACCGCCACGAGUUACAGCUGCUGUCAUUGCACAACAGAGUAUUCCUGGUACAUACGUGAUAGCACCUGGUCUGGAUCAACCAAUCAAAAUGAUCGAUAUGCUUCCAAUGGCAAAUUAA
Messenger RNA from Didymodactylos carnosus, 1992 nucleotides. The record is from the annotation of a GenBank genome assembly. Lineage: Eukaryota; Metazoa; Rotifera; Eurotatoria; Philodinida; Philodinidae.